AUGCAUUUUCUUGCCUGCUUUCGAAAUGAAUUUGGUCAAGGAAAUACAACUGUUGAAGAUACAAUGAAUAAAGCUUAUGGACAAACGUUAAAACAUUUUCACGGUUGGAUUACACGUGGAUUUUUUUCAAUUGCUUUUCGAUCAGUUCCUUGUACUGAAGAUUUUCUUAUUUCACUUGCUAUUAAUCCAAAUGAUCCUCGAGAAGUUUUAUUUGAACAACAAAUUUUAAGUGAAAUGCUUGAACAUAGUACAAAUAUGAAUAUUGUUUUACGUAAAAUAAAUGAUUUUUAUACUGAACAUAAACUUGAAUCGGAUCAAAUCGGUGGUUGA
Messenger RNA from Rotaria sp. Silwood1, 330 nucleotides. The record is from the annotation of a GenBank genome assembly. Lineage: Eukaryota; Metazoa; Rotifera; Eurotatoria; Philodinida; Philodinidae.